AUGCAAAUUGUGCCGGGCGUCCGACCUCCGAUCAUGAAUGGGCCCCUGCACCCCCGGCCCCUGGUGGCCCUGCUCGACGGCCGGGACUGCACGGUGGAGAUGCCCAUCCUGAAGGAUGUCGCCACCGUGGCAUUUUGUGACGCCCAGUCCACACAAGAGAUUCACGAGAAGGUCCUGAAUGAAGCUGUGGGGGCCCUGAUGUACCACACCAUCACUUUAACCAGGGAGGACCUGGAGAAGUUCAAAGCCCUCCGGAUCAUCGUGCGCAUUGGCAGUGGUUUUGAUAACAUCGACAUAAAGUCAGCCGGGGAUUUAGGCAUCGCUGUCUGCAACGUGCCGGCGGCUUCCGUGGAGGAGACUGCGGACUCGACCCUGUGCCACAUCCUGAACCUGUACCGGCGGACCACGUGGCUGCACCAGGCGCUGCGGGAAGGCACUCGAGUCCAGAGUGUGGAGCAGAUCCGGGAAGUGGCUUCCGGUGCCGCCAGGAUCCGCGGGGAGACCUUGGGCAUCAUUGGACUAGGUCGCGUGGGGCAGGCGGUGGCCCUGCGGGCCAAGGCCUUCGGCUUCAACGUGCUGUUCUACGACCCAUACCUGUCGGAUGGUAUUGAACGGGCGCUUGGGCUGCAGCGGGUCAGCACCCUACAGGACCUCCUCUUCCACAGUGACUGCGUGACGCUGCACUGCGGCCUCAACGAGCACAACCAUCACCUCAUCAAUGAUUUCACCGUCAAGCAGAUGAGACAAGGGGCGUUCCUGGUGAACACAGCGCGAGGUGGCUUGGUGGAUGAGAAAGCGCUCGCGCAGGCCCUGAAAGAGGGCCGGAUACGUGGUGCAGCCCUGGACGUGCACGAGUCGGAGCCCUUCAGCUUUAGCCAGGGCCCCCUGAAGGACGCGCCAAACCUGAUAUGCACACCCCACGCGGCCUGGUACAGUGAGCAGGCCUCCAUCGAGAUGCGCGAGGAAGCGGCCCGCGAGAUCCGGAGAGCUAUCACAGGUCGGAUCCCAGACAGCCUGAAGAACUGUGUGAACAAAGACCACCUGACCGCCGCCACCCACUGGGCCAGCAUGGACCCAGCCGUGGUGCACCCUGAGCUCAACGGAGCAGCCUACAGGUACCCGCCAGGCGUGGUAGGCGUGGCUCCCACCGGCAUCCCGGCCGCCGUUGAAGGCAUCGUCCCCAGCGCCAUGUCCCUGUCCCACGGCCUGCCCCCCGUGGCCCAUCCGCCCCACGCCCCUUCUCCUGGCCAAACCGUCAAGCCCGAGGCGGAUAGAGACCCCACUAGUGACCAGUUGUAGCCCAGGCGAGCUGUCUACCCCGAGCCCUGGCGGACGGGCC
This is a messenger RNA of Chrysochloris asiatica (Cape golden mole), 1339 nucleotides long. It is a transcript of the gene CTBP1, whose product is annotated as C-terminal binding protein 1. The transcript has 9 exons. NCBI's taxonomy places the organism in Eukaryota, Metazoa, Chordata, Mammalia, Afrosoricida, Chrysochloridae. The coding region runs from base 1 to 1299 and encodes 432 amino acids. The record is from RefSeq and is a predicted model, not a curated record. Gene Ontology annotation, molecular function: oxidoreductase activity, acting on the CH-OH group of donors, NAD or NADP as acceptor; NAD binding; transcription corepressor activity.